AUGCGCUCCCCUCGCGCGACGCGGUCCCGGGCGCUUAGGUUGGGCAUUUCUCCUCCGGUUUGUAUCUGCAGGCUCCGUGACAUCUUUUACGACAAGGACGGGGUGGAGGAGGCUUAUGUGCAGAAAAUGGUAAAAGUAUGCAAUGAUUCAGACCGAUGGAGUCUCAUCUCCCUGUCCAACAACAGUGGCAAAAACGUGGAGCUGAAAUUUGUGGACUCUCUGAGGCGGCAGUUUGAAUUCAGCGUCGAUUCCUUUCAAAUCAAGCUGGACUCCCUGCUGCUUUUUUAUGAGUGCUCAGAGAAUCCGAUGACUGAAACUUUUCACCCGACUAUCAUUGGUGAGAGCGUCUAUGGGGAUUUCCAGGAAGCCUUUGAUCACCUCUGCAACAAGAUAAUUGCCACCAGAAACCCAGAAGAGAUCAGAGGAGGUGGUCUUCUGAAGUACUGCAACCUUUUGGUAAGGGGCUUUAGGGCUGCCUCCGAAUCCGAGAUUAAGUCCCUGCAGAGAUACAUGUGCUCGAGGUUUUUCAUUGACUUCUCAGACAUCGGAGAACAGCAGAGGAAGCUGGAGUCCUACUUGCAGAACCACUUUGUGGGAUUAGAGGACCGCAAGUAUGACUAUCUCAUGACCCUUCACGGUGUGGUGAAUGAGAGCACAGUGUGCCUGAUGGGGCAUGAGAGGAGACAGACUCUGAAUCUGAUCACCAUGCUGGCCAUCCGGGUCCUGGCCGAGCAAAAUAUCAUCCCCAAUGUGGCCAAUGUCACCUGCUACUACCAGCCAGCCCCGUACGUAGCAGAUGCCAACUUCAGCAAUUACUAUAUUGCCCAGGUUCAGACGGUGUUCCCUUGCCAGCAGCACACGUACUCUACCUGGCUGCCCUGUAAUUAAGGACCGCAAUUAGUAGACCCGAUGGGGAGAACGUUUGCUGAGACGUAGGAAGGGGCGACGCGUCCCCUUGAAAUGGGGCGUUUUGUGCAAUGAUGAUCUGCUCUAGUUUUCAAGCUUGGGAGAAAGCUUGUGGUUCUUCUAAUACACAACUGCAGCAUGAUCGAGAAAGAACCCCAAAAUAAUUGGAUCCUACCCCAGAGCACAAGAGGCCUGUCAUUAAAAGCAACCAGCUUCCCCUGAAAUAAGCGAGGGAGGAAUGCUUGAUGACAAUAUGGGUUGGCAGUACCUGCUCCCGUAGCUUUGGCAUAGAGAAGGUGGGAAAGCCUUUUUUUCUUUUAUUUCUAUUCUUACUCUAGAAUGGGAUCUGCAAAAGGGAGAAUAUGAAAGAAACAAAACAAACAAAAAAACAACAAAAAAGAAAAAAAUUCACAAAAAAACAGUGCUCUAUAUAUAUUCAGGAAUUAAAAGUUAGAGGCGUAAAGCAGAGAUAAGCUGAAUAAAAAUGUAUAUUGGAAUUACUGCAUUUGGGGCUUGCAGCAAGUGCCGUCUAUGAAUUGACCGUGUAGAAUGUAUAGCUUGCUUGACUAGAAUGCUUUACCGGGAACAGCUUGCUCCAAAUGAACAGUAGUGGAUUGGUACAGUUAUAAAAACAGAAACACGUAAGAUGACAAAGUCCAUUCUUUCCAGCUGUGUGCAUGUCUCACAUUUUAAAAAUGUGAGAAUGCAGGAAAACCAGCUGCGGCAAACAGAACAUACUCAAGGACCAAAGAUUUCACAGAUAAGUUAUCCGAGCAAAGAAGAGACAGUAGAGUAUAUAUAUAUAUAAAAGAAAGAUGUUGCUAUAUUUGUACACACCAACAGUAAUCAAAAGUGCCUGAUGCCUUCAUAAAAUUUGAAGUGAGAAAAAAAAUAUAGUUUUGUGGUUUAACCAUGCAUUUUGUUUUAUCAGGGACACAAGGAUUAAAAACAAAAAAAACCCAUAAGCUUGUGAAUAAGUGGUGGAGGAGAUGCCCUAUUUUUUUUUUUUCUUGGCAAAUACCUGUAUAGAGUUAAUGUUAUGUCGGUGUGCUAUUAUCCUAGGUACGUGUGUGUAUGUGUGUAUAUAUGUUUGUGUGUGUAUAUAUGUACAAGUUAUAGGUGUAUAUCUAUAUAUAUACACACACAAUAUAUAUUAAUGUGGUCUAGGAAAAUGUAGCAAUUAAGGAAUGUUUAAAUAAAGUACUAUGUGUUUUCCAGUUUGCAGCAGGUUGUCAUAGGACAGUGGGCCUUGCAGUGAAUUUUGAACCCACAUCUGAGAAAUUUGGAGUAAAUGAACCAGUCAGGAUUGAGGUGGGAUUCAGAUAAUGUCUUUGGUUGCAAGAACAAGGAUUACAGUAAUUCAGUGGGUUGCUUGUGAGCCAUAAUAAUUCCACAGAUGGAGAAACAUAUGACUAGCUGAUUUUUUUUUUUUGAACUAUUUUGUACUGUAAUGCCAUUUUGACAUUUAACCCACUAAUGUUGUGACUGCAUACCUCCAUGAUGUGUAAUUCAGUGGAACGUGGAUCAAAGAUAGGUUUAUUGAAACCCCCUGACAGCUAAAGGAUAUUGUAUUAGUUGGUGAUCUGAACACUAAUUGUUAAUAUUUAAAGGAGUAUUUUUAAUAGAAUGCGUUAUGCAUUCCAGGACCACUAGAAUUUAGCAAAUGUGAAAUGAACCCUUUUUAAGAGUGUUGCACGAUUGCUUAAAAUUAUAUUUUAUAUAUAUAUUAUAUAUAUAUAUUUUUAUGCAAAUAUUAAACAUCUUUGAUCUGGUUGUCACACAGCA
This is a messenger RNA of Opisthocomus hoazin, 2691 nucleotides long. Lineage: Eukaryota; Metazoa; Chordata; Aves; Opisthocomiformes; Opisthocomidae. The record is from RefSeq and is a predicted model, not a curated record.